Alnus glutinosa is the source of this 809-nucleotide messenger RNA. RefSeq lists its product as uncharacterized. Bases 205 to 672 code for a protein of 155 amino acids. The transcript is spliced from 2 exons. The record is from RefSeq and is a predicted model, not a curated record. Lineage: Eukaryota; Viridiplantae; Streptophyta; Magnoliopsida; Fagales; Betulaceae.
AGGCCAAAAGCACAUGCGCUUCCACGCUCCUCCUCUUCCGAGCACUUCAGCAACUCUCUCUCUCUCUCUCUCUCUCUCUCUCACUGUCAGAGAAACAAAGAGAAAUGGAGCUAGCGAAGCCUCUGUGUUUGAAAUCAUAGCUUAUCCUGUUUCAUUGAUCGAGGAUAGGCAUUCUGGUUGGCCCUUUUGGUAGUGAUACUUUAAAUGGCACAUUCUGUGAAUUUCAUCUCUAUAGGCUUCCUGACAACUGGCUUGAGUCCUCAAACCAGAGUUUCUCGCGGGAAACAUGGAAUUUUCACCUUGAGAUCCUCACCCGGGCUUCUUCGUAUCCGAGCUGUGCAAGAGAAUGGAGGGCCUCGAAGACUAGUUGACAUUAUCAGACUUGUGCCAGAGCUCUCAAGGAACUAUUUUCGAAGUCCUUCUCGGAGGGCUCUUUUCGGGGGAAUCUCUUUGUUGGGUGGCUUUUAUGUUGCACAAACAAUAUCUCUGUCGUUUGGAGCUUUAGGAGUAAAUGAUGUGAUUGCUGCUGUUGUAUGUGUUCUCCUAACAGAGUAUGCAACAAAAUUUUAUUACAGCCGGCCGAAGGUAACGUUCCCCCUUGCUCUUCUCAACAAUUUCAAGAUGGGUUUCACUUAUGGUCUCUUCAUUGAUGCUUUUAAGCUUGCCAGUUGACAAUGCAUCAUAAAGCAUUUGUCUUUGUUUUUACAAAUCAGAUUUGGUUCUUGUAAAUUUCUCCUCAGAUACAUGUUCAUAUUGAAUGUGUAGUAAGAUACAGUUUGCAUAUUCAAUUUUCUCCUAUUCUUGAUUUC